AUGGGAACUGCGGCACUGUCACUUCUUCUGAUCGUCACAGUACUACAGCAGAGGCGCAUCGACGAAAUGGAUAGAGUAUGGCUCGGUUUCACGACGAUUCUGCUUGUAGCGCUAACACUUGGCUCGGUGAACAAUUUCCUGGAUCCACCAUAUCGUGGCAUUCCAAAAUUUGCCACUGCUUUGGUUGUCAUUUGUUCCUCUGCUGUUCUCGUCGUGCUUUUCGUCACUUGCUUGAUGGCUGCCUACUUUUCACCGAGAAGAAACUCUUCAAAGGACGACGUUUUGGCAGAUGCUUGGAUGCGACUGGCUUUGGCAAUGUCAGCAUCCUUCCUCGCACUGAUUCCAUGCUGUUAUUCUCUCUGGCAUUUCUCAAUACAUUAUCUGACACGCGACACCACCUUCGACGAUGACGCUCGUGCUGAAUGGCUGCUGCGUAUCCUCCAGUUCUUCACAGGACCGAUAAUUGUCCCCACUGUUCUCCUUCUCAGACCGUACAACAACGCAUGCGCAGUGAUGCUUAAAAUAAGGAAACCUGAGAAAAAGGCGUCAACAGCACCUCUCAAUUUGAACCCACCACCACCACAACUGACAUACCCGCCUGUACCUUCUUUUGCAGCACUACGUAACCCUGAGGGUGUCACGCGACCCAUGCGUUGUUGA
Messenger RNA from Cooperia oncophora, 660 nucleotides. NCBI's taxonomy places the organism in Eukaryota, Metazoa, Nematoda, Chromadorea, Rhabditida, Trichostrongylidae. The record is from the annotation of a GenBank genome assembly.